Molecule: messenger RNA, 1726 nt
Organism: Anarrhichthys ocellatus (wolf-eel)
Lineage: Eukaryota; Metazoa; Chordata; Actinopteri; Perciformes; Anarhichadidae
Gene: clul1
Product: clusterin-like 1 (retinal)
Exons: 9
Coding region: 95-1513 (472 amino acids)
Cellular component (GO): nucleus
Molecular function (GO): misfolded protein binding
Source: RefSeq, a predicted model, not a curated record
AAGACAGUACAUCCGCAUUUACUGUAAAUCCCUGCUGGAUGCCAAUCUGUAUAACUCCUCGUGUGGCUGAACUGGGGCAGCUCCGAGCUCAAGAAUGAAGCUGCUGCUCGGUUUGGUUGUUCUGGUGGCGACGCUGGGGGUCCUUUAUUCUGCCCCAGAGGACCAACCCACUGGCGUCUCCGAGGACACCUUAACACAGCUGUCUCUGGAUGGUGAGAAACUGGUGGAUGAGGAGGUGAGGAGAGCUCUGUAUGGGGUGAAGCAGAUGAGGGAGGUGAUGUGGAGGAACGAGCAGAAGCAUGAACGCCUCAUGAAGUCCCUCCGACACAGCAGUGACAAGAAGAAGGAGGCAGACCAACUGGCUGAUGAGGUGACUGAGAAGCUGGAGGAGGCGGAGGAGCAGUGCAAAGACUCCCUGCAGUCUGAGUGGGUGGAGUGCAGACCCUGUCUGGAGGAUGCCUGUAAGACCUUCUACACCUCCACCUGCCGCAGAGGAUUUGGCAUUUUCCAAGCCAAGGUGGAUAACUUUUUCCGCAGAGUGUCCAGGCGCUUUGGCCCCCGGGAGCCUCGCACAGAUGCGGGGGACAUCCUGGUGAAUCAGGGCCCCGACGACACAGACACCGAGGUUGACCGCAUCGAGGACUCCUUCAACCGCCUGACCGGCAGGGUCGGCCUGCUGGUGAGCCGCAGCGUGGCCCUGGUCUCCAGGAUGCGCAGCAGGCUGGACGAAGUCCUCCAGAGAGCCUUCCUGAACAACAGCGACGUCCUGACGGAGGAGGCCGCCGCCGCCGAUAUCUCCGACGCCGGACGGGACUCGGGCUUCCUGCAGGGGGCGGGACUGGAGGAGGUGCUGGACUCCUUCUUUGACUUCGGCAAGAGCGUGGUGGAGGAGUUUGGAGCUGUGGUGACCCAGGCGUUUGAUGACAUCCACGUGGCAGUGGAGGAAAAGAAGAAGAAAGUGAGGGAAAGUUUCCCGCGUUUCCUGCAGAACAGGAAGUUGUGCAGAGACCUUCGCAAGCAGACGUCAGAGUGCUGGCAGCUGCAGAGCCAGUGUGAGGCCUGCCAGGGGCCUCUGCUCACAGAGUGCCCCAGUGUUCGGGAGCUGCACGUGGAGCUGGACGAGGUUUCCCAGCUGCUGGAUGUGUCCAAGGAGCAGUACAACGAGAUCUUGUCUAUUGUCCGGCGCCACACUGACGAAACGGUCAACUGGCUGAGCAGCAUGGCGGCUGAAUUCAGCUGGGUGGCUCAGAAUGUGAUCAACAGCAGCAUUCCUGAAAACAUCUUCCGCAUCACCACGGUGACCUCUUCCACUCUCCAGGUGGCGCCAAAGAGCCACGACGAACAGAACUCAUCCGAGACUGAGACCAGAGUGGAGGUCAACAUCCUGAACUCUCCCCCACUUCUCCUCUCUGUUCCUGGGGAGCUGGAGCUGCGGAACCCCGCCUUCAUCCAGUAUGUGGCUCAGGAGGCUCUGAACAAGUACAAGGAGAUGUUCAGGGACGAGGAUGAAUAAACCCACUGUCUCCUCUUCUAAACUUCAACCAGCACUUCCUUUGUGUAAAAACAACUAGCUCGUCAUCCUGUAUAGUCGGCAUAAUCUUGUUGAAAUGUAAAUACACAACAAUUGAACGACAGCAAUCAGUGCUAUUUAUUAAAUGAAAAAAAUAAGAAAAUGUACGUCAUACCUGUUGUCAAAUAGUGUACAUAAAUAAAAACAAAUAGAAGA